AUGGAAAAAGUGAUGAAAAAUUGUCCAAAAAUACUACAAUUAGGUUCACUUUAUUUCAAAGACUCGGAUGACUUGAAUAAACAGGGUAAACCAAUGGUCAGGUGUGAAGAUAGUGUAGAUAUUGAACAAUUGGUUCGCGAAGUCGUACACAAAGAGUGGUCGCUAAGGAAUCCGAAGAUAGUGGUCAUUGUUUUGUCAAAUUGCGGACCAAUUCAUAACUGGAAGAAUAAACAACAGAUCAGAGCCUUUCAAAAGGGUUUAAUGAAUGCCGCCGAAAAUACCAAUAUGUGGUUAAUUACUAACGGCAUAGAUAUCGGCGCUACGGCUAUCAUUGGCGACGCCGUACACGACUAUACUACCGAAAUCAAGUACAAGAUGGCCAUCAAUAGCGAAAAAUCGUUUGCAAAAUCAAACUUUAUUGGUAUUGUCAACGAAGAUAAUCUGAAAUAUUUGCAAACAAUUACCACAAGCGCUCAGCCAAGAAUAACAAUAACCAGCGGUGGUAUCAACCGAAGCAACAAUUCAAAGAAAAAGUAUGAAUUGCAGCCAUAUUUGAGUCAUUAUAUACUGAUUAAAGACAAAUCGGAGGACAAGUGCGGUGUUAAUGAGUUUAUCAAUAAGUUUAUAUCGUUUUUGUCGCUCAACCAAAAACAUCUUCAGAGUGGCGGCGGCGGCGGUGGUGGUAGUGGACAGGUAUUAGAUCCGGAUCUGUGUUCGAUAGAGACCAGCGAAGUACCAGUCGUUUCCAUACUGAUGAACGGCGGCUACGAGUGCGCCCGUCUUGUGUUGAAUCACAUCCGACAGGAACUGCCGGUAGUUGUGUUGCGCGGAACUGGAGGUUUGGCCGAUUUGCUAGCUUUCGCCGACAUCGAGACACGCGAUCGGUGUAUGAAUGUCUGGAAUACAGAGUUUGUCGAAACCUAUCUGAAACCGGAGCUAACCCUACGUAUCGGCGAAACGUUUGGCAAUUUGCGGGACAAUCGGGUACUGUUGAAAACAUUUCGCCACCGAAUACUGGAAUCGAUUCGUCUGAGUCGUCAGCCGAACGGCCAAAACUAUAUGACAAUUAUCAAUAUGUUUGACACUUAUUCGUGUAAUUUGGAAAAUCUUACCGAAUAUCUACUGUCGGCACUGUUUCGGUCGCAACGAAACGAUAGUACAUCGGAUACGGUCGACGAUAUCAAUAGUGAAACCGAUGGACAACAACAACAACAACAACAAUCGGCUGACAGACAUCAGAUGACGGCUGAAGAAUCGGCUGCACUCAUACACAAAGACUUGCAAUUGUGUAUCGACUGGAACUGUCCGGAAGUAGCCCGCAGUCAAGUACUGACCAAAGAUCCCACGUAUUCACUCAACAACGAGAAGUCGCUGUUCGAAGAGUCGCUGAUCCGAAGUAAUCGAUGGAAAUUUGUCGAUCUAUUUCUGUCGCAGAAAUUCAAAUUACGAUCGUUUGUUAGACCGAAAACAUUGAUCCAAAUGUUUCGAUCGAUUCAUGCGAAAGACUUUUUCCAGACAGUCUGUUGGGAAGCAAUUCUCGGCCGAAGUGUCGACCAGCGACAGGACGAUAGCGAAAAUUUUUUGAGCCGUGAGUUCAACUAUUUGGUCAGUGUUUGUUGCGGUGUCGACCGAUUUGUUACCCAAGAGGAACUGGAUCUGUUUGUUACUGAACAAUAUCCGCAGGAAAGCGAACGCGAAGCCGAACGUAAGGCAUUGGAAAUUGUAGUCUUGUGGGCGGUUAUGGACUUUCGUAAGAAAUUGGUUCACAUUUUGUGGCGAUAUUCCGACCAACCGAUACAUUUGGCACUGAUUAUAGCCCUGUCCUACAAACGGAUGUCCUGGUUUGUUGGCGGCGGCGAUCAACAGCUAUGCGAUCAACUGCUGGAAGAAUCGCAGAUAUUCAUCGACUAUGCCAUCAGUGUAUUGGAUUUGGUCUACAAAGACAGUGCCGUACGAGCCGAACGAAUUCUAGUGGAGUCGUCGCGCGACUGGAAUUCGCGGACAGCCUUGGAUUUGGCGGCUUUCGGUAAAUUCAAAACGUUUUUCAUUCAUCCGUCGUGUCAGCGACGUCUGACCAAUCAGAUCUACGGUCAUAUUGCCGUCCGAGAAGUCCGGAUCGGUAUCUUUCGGUUGCCAUCGAUGUUCAAACUGCUGACAUCAGCCUAUCUGGUAUUGCCGGCAUACUUCUGGAUCAGGGUUGUCAACAACAACAACAGCAAACCUGACGCCACUGUAUUUCAUCAUCAAUCGGAUGAUGGAUCAGCUAAUGACGAUAAUAAAAGUCCAGCAAUGAAGAAGAAGAUGAAGAGACCACAGCCGCCGCCGCCACCGCUUCCCAAGAAAAUACCUAAUAUUAGUGAAGAAAAUCAACGAUCAUUAUCAUCGCCGCCACCUCGACCACUGUACAAGACGUACCAAUCAUCGACACCGUUGAUGACCAUCAUGUACUACACCUGGACGGCACCGAUAACCAAAUUCUGGAACUACCAGUUUUUCUAUACAUUCUAUUUAUCCAUCUUCAGCGUAGCCGUACUGUAUCCGCGAUGCGGACACUUCUAUCUGGAUCUGGUGGUCAGUGUGUGGACAGCCUUGAUUGUUGUCGACCAAUGUCGGCAAACCUAUCUGAUUGGCCAACGAAAUGCCAACUACUAUAACAAUAAGUCCCGAGUUUGCGAAAUGAUAUUUCAGUCGACAUUUCUCAUGUAUUAUAUCAGAGGUCGACUGAUCUACUGGUAUACAACUACCGAUGCCUAUACCGAAAAAGUAAUGAUGUGUUUGGCACUAUUGCACGCCUACUAUGUACUGUUUACCGUAUUCCUGCCGAUAUCGGCCACUCUCGGGCCACUACUCUAUCGGUUGAAAAUCAUGUUAUUCGUCGACUUCUUAAACUUUAUCCGACUAUCGAUACUCGUUAUGAUUAGCUUCGGUGUUGUACUUCAGUCGCUAUUAUAUCCCGAUUUGUCCAUCAAUUAUGAACUAUUUAGGCGAACAUUUCACAGAGCAUUCUUCACCCUAUUCUCCAACUAUGUCCGCGAACUCGAGGUUGACAUGAAUUGCGAAGAAAACAAUCGAUGGGAUCAACAACAACAACAACAACAAGACAGUCAUCAUCAGCAGCAACAGCAGCAGACAUGUACGGCCAGUAUAUACAACACUGAGGAAUGUCGGGUAACUGGUUUGUGGCCAUACUUUUUCGGUAUGGGUUAUCUGGUAUUGUUGAAAGUUAUACUGAUGACACUGCUAUCGGCCAUAUUUGCGGCCAGCGCUGUCAAACAUACGACCGAUAUGGACAGCAUAUGGAAAAGUCAACGAUACGGACUGGUCAUUGAUUUUGUUACCCGAGCACCGUUGCCGCCGCCGUUGAAUAUCUUCUACUAUAUCUAUUGGAUUUGUCGACGAUUUUGUUGUAUCUGUUAUUAUGGCUAUUGUUGUUGUUGUUGUUGUUGUGAUAAACAAAACAAAGUUAGACUGAAUAAAACUGAAGAUCAUAUGAAAUUGGUUACCGAUGAAGACUAUGCCUAUCUGAAGAUAUUGGCCACACAGGUAUACGAUGAUAAACAAUUGAAAGACAAUGAACACAAUUUGUGUACAAAACAAUGGGAAAUGACGAAAGCCAUGAGCGAAGAACUGGAAUACCAGAGACGACAACUACGGAAACUGAUGGGCCGGACAUCGGAAAUGGAAAGAUCUAUUCAGCAGUCGUUUGUCUUAUUGGAAUCACUGAAACAUUUGUCGACAACUAGUAGGUCAUCGUCGGCGUCGGUGUCUGAGUUGUGUCGGCAACAAAAACUUCACGUACUAUCCAGACAUUCGCCAUAUCCGGGAACAGAUGUCCAUCGAUAUCCGGUUCCCGAUAAAUAUGUUUCGUGGCAUGUGUUGUGGUGCGACUACGAUCCGAUUGCCUACAGUAAACCCCGUUCGGAAAUGCGGCCAACGGUACGCGACUGGACCGACACCAAUAUCCUAGCCCUGAAAGAGUCAAAUUUUGAAAAACCUGAACACUUGAGCCGAAAGCUACCGGUUUUCCAAUGGAAUCAGCAGACAGUUUCCGGAGCCGGUGUUUGCAUUGAUCGUCAAUCGUGGCAUCGGUUGAACAACAAUCAGUCGAUUAUCUAUAAACUGGAAGACAAUGUCAUACCGAUUAAUCCGUUUGGUAGGACUGGACUGAGAGGUCGCGGAUCGUUGUUAAGAUGGGGACCCAAUCAUUAUGUUAUGACAGUUAUUACCCGUAAGAAAUUUGAAUCAUUGGAAGUAAUGGUCGAAGUAAUGGAUCCCAAGAACAACAACAACAACAACAACAACACUAACAAUCAAAAUAAUAAUAAUAAUGUAUCACUUAUUGAACGAUUCAUAUCAGGCGAUCUUCAAUACGGUGGCAUUGAAUCCAUGUUUAAGAUUGAUAACGAAAAACUAAGGAAUUGGACCAAAUCGGAGACAAUGAUUGAAUGGUUCGGUUCGUUGGAUGAAAAACAGGGACAACAAUCACAACCAUCACUACCACCACAACAGCAAAAGACUUUUCGUUCUGAACAACUGAUGAGAGGCUAUUUCGAUGAUCCGUUGAAUACGGACAAUGCUUGGAAGGAACUGGAGUUAUGGCACAUACACUAUAGCCAUCACAAUAUCAAUAUCAAUGAUCAUAUGAGUGAUUCGGUCGAUUGGCGAGAUGUUAGCGAAAAUCUUUUCUAUUGUCUAUCGUUGAGCCACUCGAAGGUUAUUCAAGAUAUUAUCGAUAAACUUGAUGUCGGUAUCCGUUGUUAA
Messenger RNA from Oppia nitens, 4761 nucleotides. Its product is annotated as transient receptor potential cation channel subfamily M member 1-like. Lineage: Eukaryota; Metazoa; Arthropoda; Arachnida; Sarcoptiformes; Oppiidae. Gene Ontology annotation, biological process: monoatomic cation transmembrane transport. The record is from RefSeq and is a predicted model, not a curated record. The coding region runs from base 1 to 4761 and encodes 1586 amino acids. The transcript is spliced from 6 exons. Gene Ontology annotation, molecular function: monoatomic cation channel activity.